Molecule: messenger RNA, 3207 nt
Organism: Silurus meridionalis
Lineage: Eukaryota; Metazoa; Chordata; Actinopteri; Siluriformes; Siluridae
Gene: wasla
Product: WASP like actin nucleation promoting factor a
Exons: 12
Coding region: 506-2068 (520 amino acids)
Biological process (GO): actin filament organization
Cellular component (GO): cytoplasm; nucleus; endoplasmic reticulum membrane
Molecular function (GO): actin binding; microtubule binding
Source: RefSeq, a predicted model, not a curated record
AUUUACUCAAGGAGGGGAGGGGACUGCACAAAUUUGCCAUGUUAUAGGAACUGUUGCAACAUGAGUUGCGUAACGUGAAUCCUUAUUGUAAAUAAUAAUAAAUGAAUCUCUCCUGAUAUGACAUUUUGUCAUUGAUAAAAAAAUAUGGAAAGGGGCUGGUUUUAAGACCCCUAUUCGUGGCUGGCGUAUCGCUUCAUCCACCCGAGCUGCCAUGUUGGAUUGAGGUGAUCGUUGUUGCUGUAGGAGUUCGGGAUGAAAGUUUAUAAUUUGCAGAUGAUCGGUUGCUGAAGCGUCCAAACCGAGUUUUAUUUGCGGGAUCACACGUUUUGUUUAAGAAGAAGGUGUGCUUGGAGGGAAAGGCAAGUUCUGAGUCGGUUCUUUGCGGAAUGCAGUUCCAGGAUGGGCCGAGUGCAGGCCACGAUGAUGUCUGAUCGCAUAUAUUUCACCUAAAAAACUUUACCAGGAUACCAACAGCAGGACUCGUCCGCCUCGUGUUUUUGCAAACAUGAGUGCACCAGCGCCUCAGAGGAGGUUGGCAAAUGUGGGCUCUUUGCUCCUCACCCCGCAGGAGAACGAGUGUCUGUUCAACUACCUUGGCAGGAAAUGCAUCACUCUGUGUUCUGCAGUGGUGCAGGUGUACGCAGCAGACAGAGGUCCCUCUUGGAGCAAACGAUGCUGUGGAGUGGCCUGCUUGGUGAAAGACAACCCUCAGAGGUCUUAUUUCAUCCGUGUGUUUGAUAUCAAGGAGGGCAAAACUAAGUUCGAGCAGGAGCUGUACACUAAUUUUACAAGCAAUAGUUCAAGACCUUACUUUAUCACGUUUCCAGGAGAUUCUUGCCAGAUCGGCCUGAAUUUUGCUAAUGAAGAGGAAGCGAAACGAUUCCGCGUUGCCCUUAAUGACCUCCUCAGCAGACGACAGAAGAAAACCGAGAAAAGACGUGACCCAACAAAUGGGCCCACGUUGCCAAUGGCGACAGUGGACAUCAAGAACCCAGAAAUUAACAAUGUGAGCUUCCACAACAAUUCCCACAUGAACAACAUGGUGCACAGUAGCCUUAACAAGAAAGAGAAGAAGGUGAAAGGCAAGAGGAAGAAACUGACGAAAGCUGAUAUCGGGACUCCAAGCAAUUUCCAACACAUCGGUCAUGUCGGCUGGGACCCGAACACAGGCUUCGAUCUGAAUAAUCUGGACCCCGAGCUUAAGAACCUGUUCGACAUGUGCGGCAUCUCCGAAGCACAACUCAAAGACAAGAAGACAUCAAAAGUGAUUUAUGACUUCAUUGAGAAGAAGGGAGGUGUGGAAGCUGUCAAGAAUGAAUUAAAGAGACAAGGUCCCCCCAGGUGGAAUGCACCUCCACCUCCUCCUUCACGUGGCGGCCCUCCUCCCCCACCCCCUCCUCAUCACAAUUCUGGACCUCCUCCUCCCCUACCCCCUGCCCGUGGACGAGGAGCACCACCUCCCCCUCCCCCUUCCAGAGCGCCAACAUCUGCUCCUCCACCCCCUCCGCCUUCUCGCCAGAGCUUUGGGGCACCUCCUCCUCCACCUCCAAGUAGAGGCCAUCCUCCUCCCCCUCCUCCUGCUCAUUCCAACAUGUCCCCCCAGGCCCCUCAGUCUCACCCUCCACCUCCUCCACCUCCACCACCAGCAGCAGGAGGAGCUCCUCCACCUCCUCCUCCUCCUCCUCCUCCACCUGGACCCCCACCUCCACCCGAGGUGGAUGGAGUUGUGGAGUCAGUGUCCAUGCCCACAGGAGGUAAAUCAGCUCUGCUGGAUCAGAUCAGAGAGGGCACCCAACUGAAGAAGGUGGACCACAAUAAUAGCCAGCGUCCAGCAUCCACCAACACAGGCCGGGAUGCUCUACUCGACCAGAUCCGCCAGGGCAUUCAGCUCAAAACGGUAUCAGAUAGUUCAGACUCAGGCCCACCCACACCUGCUCCUGCAUCGGGUAUUGUGGGAGCACUAAUGGAGGUGAUGGAGAAAAGGAGCAAAGCCAUUCAUUCCUCAGACGAAGACGAAGAUGAUGAUGAGGAUGAAGACUUUGAGGAUGAUGAUGAAUGGGAGGAUUAGAGCUCAUCUCCUUGUGGUAACUCCCACCCAGUAGAAUAAUUGACACUAAAUUCUCACCUUUCCAAAAUGUACUCAAACUCUGUACAUGUUCUUUCAAAUCGCUGUAUAUUUUUGUUGCCUAUUUUUAUUAUUAUUAUUUUUUUUUUAAUAAUUUGUGCAAUACCUCAUAUAAUCUGUAAAGUAUUGUCAUGUAUCCUCUGUAAAGUAAUAUCCUGGAAUAACCAUGUGAAAUUUAACGCCAGGAAGGGCUUUGUCGAUUUGAAUGUUUGUUCCCUCAUUAACGAGGAAAGGGAGAUGGACAGGAUCCUCAAUGUACUUGUUAAUUGUUGAUUAACGAUUGAAAGCGCUAUUUUCAUACCCUGCUUUUCAGUACUUUUGAUUUUCAUAUACAAGUCCUAGUUUAGCAUUCUAUGUUUUGGUAAGAGGUUCUUCUAUCAGAAUAUUUAACCCUUCCACCCAGCCACCAAACCUGUAACUGUAUGUAAAUGUACACUCGGCUGAUAAACUAUGUUAUGUUUUGCACGGAUGUCGAGAUGAAAGUCACUACAACACCACAUUUUGCUGCAUUUUCACUGAUUUCCUGUGCUUUUUAGUACCAGGUUAAGGUUUCACUGAACACUACACACACACACACACACACACACACACACACACACACACACACACACACACACAACAAAAUACAGUUUAUUUUUUCUGUUUAGUUUCUUGCUUUAUGGUGUUAUUGAAAAAGAUAAUGCUGUAGAUCAAAACUGACAAUGUUGUGAAUGCAGUUUGUUUUGAAAUAUGAUCAACAUCCCCAGUAACUUUUUUUCUUUUUCUUUUUUUUUUUUUUUUAAUCAUAUCAUGGAAGAGCACUACACAAAAAGUUCAGCAACUUAAACCAUUUACUCUAUAAGCUUUUAAAAAGCCACUGCUUUUUAAAAUGCAUGACAAACACAUGCAAGGUCAAUACUAAGGAUCUUUGUGUAGCAAUUAACUGUUUUAACAGUAUUUGUCUGAGUUUUGCUACCCUUCAAGGGUCGCGCUGCAUUAAAACUAUAAAACUGACACCGAACCUUACAAAUGGGUUGGAACGUGGAAUGAAAACACUAAAUUGUAUACUUAAAUAAAUGGUAAUAUUGGUUCAUUUUUUUUCA